AUGGACUAUCAGGAAAGGCUUAAUAGAAUUCUUAACAAGCCAGGAAACCGAGCUUGUGCAGAGUGUGAUAACCGAAAUCCACGUUGGGCAAGCAUUUCUCUAGGAGUUUUCGUGUGUAUUCGAUGUUGCGGACUUCACAGAAAGCUGGGAACCCACAUCUCAAAGAUGAAAUCAGUAACCCUUGAUAAAUGGACUGAAGAAAUGUUCAGAAUUUUCGAAGCGUUAGAUAACGAAAUAGCAAAUUCUUAUUGGGAAAAGAAAAAGCCUCAUAACCACUCAAAGCCAACUGAAACAAGCUCAAGCCACUCUGUUGAGGUUUAUUUACGUGACAAAUAUGAAAGGAAGCUCUGGAUUGAGCAAGGAGAGCAGGAUAUUGUUGAAAGAGUUGUUAAAGGGGCUCCAAUAAAUCCUCAGAAGCAAAUAGCUCCUUCACCUGAAAGAAAUCCACAGCCAAAACAAAAUCAUACUCCAAAGCAGCCAAUGCAGGCACAGCCAAAACCUCAGCCUUCACAAUCGAUAUCUCAGCCUCAGCCUCAGCCUAGACCUCAAGUAAACAGUGUGAAUUUGCUUGAUGGAGAUAUUAGAAAUGACCCCAAGCCACUUGUCCAAAAUCCCCAUUGGGAAAUCUCUUUUCCACCUCCUCAGCCAGUGCACAACCCUACUGCAUUCAUGCCAAACCCUCCUCCAAUGCAAAUGACAACAAACCCAGUCCCAGCGUUUCCUCAGCAAAUGCAAAUGUUUCCCCAGGUGCCAAAUCAAGCUGAAAUUAGACGAAUCGAAGAAGAGGAAAAGAAGCGAAAAAUCAGCCAAGUCAUGUCAAUGUACCAAAACACUCCCCCUGUCCAACCCCACAAUCCAAAUCAAUUCACCCCACUAGGAGCAAUAGCUGCGCAAAAAUUUAUUUCAGACAACAGAAACCUGAUGCCUCAAUAUCCACCCCAUCCUCAGCCUCAAAUGCAGCCUGGAUAUCCAAACGCCUAUUGGCCUUCCUUUUAG
Blepharisma stoltei is the source of this 996-nucleotide messenger RNA. The record is from the annotation of a GenBank genome assembly. NCBI's taxonomy places the organism in Eukaryota, Ciliophora, Heterotrichea, Heterotrichida, Blepharismidae.